UGGCGUGCAGUCAAGUCGAGCCACUCACGUCUUCAUCUUGUGUUCAUAUUUCCAUCUUUAAAGGAACCAUGAGCACCAGUCUGAGUUUGGAUCCCAGCGAGCGUUUGCGCCACGACGCCGCAGAGAAGACACGUCUUCCAGGGAACUUAGAGUUGAAGCCUCAGUUUGUUCACCAUCUGACCUCCAGUCCUUCACCUGACCUCAAGAACACUCCCAGACACAAAGGUUUCAAACGCAGGUGUGUCACCAGGAUGCUGUCUGCUGGCUUCUGCCUGCUCAUCUUCUUGCUGCUGGUUGGAAUCCUCUUGGCCUACUACUUUUCGUCCCGCUGCAUCCACGGAGUCCAAUGUUCUGCAGGCGGCGGCUGCGUGUGGGCGUCGCAGUGGUGUGACGGAGUGAGGGACUGUCCGCACGGCCAGGAUGAAGAUGACUGUGUGAGGCUGCAUGGUUCCAACUUCCUGCUCCAAGUCUACAACCAGGAAAGAUGGCGGAGUGUUUGUUCUCACGGUUGGACGCCUGAGCUGUCCAGAGCCAGCUGCCGGGACAUGGGUUACAGCGGGAGCACCAAGGUUCUGGCAGGUUCCAGUGAAGAACUGUCUCAGCCAGGACUCCUCGUGGACACAUCCCAGACCAACCCCCAUGUACCCCUCGUGCAACAGCUGGCCCCUGGCAGUCAGUGUCCAGGUGACACCGUGGUGACGCUGCAAUGUACAGCUUGUGCAGGAGUCAACUCCAGCCAGCCUUCUGGAAGUCAGCAGGCCUCGUUGGGGGCGUGGCCUUGGCAGGUGAGUUUGCAGGUGGCCGGCACCCAUCGCUGCGGAGGAGCCAUCAUAUCCCCCUGGUGGAUCGUCACGGCGGCCCGCUGUGCGCUCAUGACCUCCAGCGCUGCAGACUGGUCCGUGUACGCAGGUGUGCUGCGUCCUGAGGACCUUCUCUUCACACCUGCUGCCUCUGUCAGUCUGCUGGUCGUCCAUGAAGACUUUGACGCCAACACUCAGAGGAAUGACAUCGCUUUGAUGAGACUCAGCUCACCUCUCCACUUCUCAGCCUCCAGUCAUGUUGGUCCUGUUUGCCUCCCAAAUGUUGGUCUCAAUUUGUCCCUCCCUCUAAUGGGGUGGACUACAGGAUACGGAGGUCCAGGACAUGGAGUGAUGGGGGGCGGACUUGACCCAGACGGGUGGUACCUGCUGCAGGCUCAGGUGUUUCUUGAGGGACCUGAAGCGUGCAACACGUCUGCCUCUCACCAAGGAACCAUAUCGGAGGACAUGUUUUGUGGCGCACGAGCAGAGCCGGCAUCACAAAUGUGCAGGAGUGACAGCGGGGGUCCGCUAGUGUGGCAGAUGGGGGGAGUGUGGUGGCUGCUGGGAGACCACGUUUGGUCAGCAGGCUGCGGGGAGUCCAACAGAGGAGAACUUUACAGCAACGUCACCUUCUUCUUGGACUGGAUCCAUCUUCACAUGAAGAAACAUCUCGCAGACUGAAGACAAGAAGGAGGAGCAAACAUCUCACAACGCUCUUUUCUGAUGUUGUCACUAAAACUUUGUUUCACUCUUUA
Messenger RNA from Nerophis lumbriciformis (worm pipefish), 1555 nucleotides. RefSeq names its product transmembrane protease serine 2-like. Gene Ontology annotation, cellular component: membrane. The record is from RefSeq and is a predicted model, not a curated record. NCBI's taxonomy places the organism in Eukaryota, Metazoa, Chordata, Actinopteri, Syngnathiformes, Syngnathidae. Gene Ontology annotation, molecular function: protein binding; serine-type endopeptidase activity. Gene Ontology annotation, biological process: proteolysis.